CAUGUGGAAAGAAUAUCAAAUACUGCCUUCAGCCUCACUCGGACUGGCUAGGCAGAGGUGCAGAUAUAAUGGUGACACUGGAUCUCCUCAGUGCUGAGGACCCAAUCGACAGUUCCCCUCUGCUGUCCGAGGCUGCUGAGACCUCAACGGUAACACGUGACAUUCAAAGACAGAGAGAGGUCCGAAAGCAAGACCCCAACGAGUUCUUCUUAAACAGGACACAGAACUUGACCCUUAGCCUGGUUCUGCUGCUUGGAUGGUACUCGGUUAUUCUGAUUCCAGCUUAUUUCUACUCAGACAAAUUCAGACCCGUUGAUGACUACAGAGAGACUAAAGAUCUGGUAUUACUAAACCAGUCAGCCUCCCUGUUAUCCAGCCCCUGCCAACCUCGAUGGUGUCUGGACCACCUCAAGCCUCUGUCCUGCUCUACAGACCUCCUGAACGUCCCUGUGUUUGUCGGGCUGGAGGAGCGGCAGGUUGCCUGGGAUCUGCCACCUCCUCUCGGGCUCCGAGGCACCGAGGAGCAGCUGGCUCUGGCUCUCUCCUUCCUACCGCAGCUGGGCCAGCCCGCCUCGCUGGAGAGGGAGAGCGGAUGCAGGCGCUGCGUGGUGGUGGGCAGUGGAGGGCUGCUUCACGGCAGCCAUCUUGGAUCCCACAUUGAUCAGUACGACACCAUCAUCAGACUGAACAAUGCUCCGGUGCUUGGGUUCGAGAGGGACGCAGGUUCCAGGACCACCAUCCGACUCAUUUACCCAGAGGGAGCCCCCCAGUCUCCCAAAGAGUACCAGGACAUCAGCAUGGUUGCUCUGGUGGUCUUCAAGAGCCAGGACCUGGACUGGCUCACGUCUGUUGUCACAAAGAAAUCUCUGAGUUUCUGGUCCAAACUGUGGUUCUGGAGAGAUGUAGUGGAAAAUAUUCCACUUGGACCAGAACACUUCCGCAUCCUCCACCCAGAGAUUGUUCACAAGACAGGACGGGUCCUGCAGACCUACACUCAGAACCAAGGAAAGACGGUACCGACACUCGGGGCCAGCGCCGUAGUAAUGGCACUCCAGCUGUGUGACCAGAUCAGCUUGGCAGGGUUCGGCUAUGACAUGCAGCACCCAAAAGCCCGGCUCCAUUACUACGAGACCAUACGCAUGAACGCCAUGAAGACCCAGGUGGUGCAUGACGUCAGCGCUGAGAAACUGUUCUUGAGGGACCUGGUUGUUGCAGGCGCUGUGACAGACCUCACGGGGGCGCUGUGAGGCAUUAGCAUGGACAUUGAGAAUAUAAUAAACUCCAAUUGACCACAUCUCCUGAGGAGAUAGAUCCCAUCCAUUACCCAAACCGCUUAUCCUGCUCUCAGGGUCGCGGGGAUGCUGGAGCCUAUCCCAGCAGUCAUUGGGUGGCAGGUGGGGAGACACCCCGGACAGGCCGCCAGACCAUCACAGGGCCCACGCCCACACACACACACACACACACACACACACACACACACACACACACACACACACACACACACACAUUCACACCUAGGGACAAUUUAGUACGGCUGAUUCACCUGACCUACACGUCUUUGGACUGUGGGAGGAAACUGGAGCACCCGGAGGAAACCCACGCUGACACGGGGAGAGGGGAGAACGUGCCAACUCCACACAGAUGACCCACAAUGACCCCCAAGGUUGGACAACCCCGGGCCUCGAACCCAGGACCUUCUUGCUGUGAGGAAACCUUGCUUACCACUGUGCCACCGUGCUGCCCCCAAGUGUUAGCUUUUACAAGCAAAUUCUAUCCAAAGGACAGAACUGUUCAGUGCUCCCGACUCGUGAGAUAUGGACCCCAUAACCAGCACGUUACAGCAGCCCCUGUGCAUCACCGUCUCCCCUUCAAAAUGGUUAUGAAGUCUGCAGAGCAGACUAAGCAAAGUUAAAACCACACAGUGCAAGGGCAGAUUAGUCUAGGAUUAAAAAGAGGCUAACAUUCAAUUUUCUAUUCUUGCGUCAUUGAGCAACUUACUGUAUUACCACUCCGUUCACACAACGUUCGUGUGUGAAUACUUAUUUCCUUGCAAUGCACAUACAAUGCACAGGAACAGCUUGUGUUCCUGUAAAGCACAUUGUACUCCUUUUAUAAAGUAAAGUGCUAUAUGA
This is a messenger RNA of Lampris incognitus (smalleye Pacific opah), 2132 nucleotides long. It is a transcript of the gene st3gal7, whose product is annotated as ST3 beta-galactoside alpha-2,3-sialyltransferase 7. Gene Ontology annotation, molecular function: lactosylceramide alpha-2,3-sialyltransferase activity. The record is from RefSeq and is a predicted model, not a curated record. Bases 69 to 1247 code for a protein of 392 amino acids. The transcript has 8 exons. Lineage: Eukaryota; Metazoa; Chordata; Actinopteri; Lampriformes; Lampridae.